Rhincodon typus (whale shark) is the source of this 3790-nucleotide messenger RNA. RefSeq names its product chondroitin sulfate synthase 1 (gene chsy1). The coding region runs from base 286 to 2649 and encodes 787 amino acids. Lineage: Eukaryota; Metazoa; Chordata; Chondrichthyes; Orectolobiformes; Rhincodontidae. The record is from RefSeq and is a predicted model, not a curated record. The transcript has 2 exons. Gene Ontology annotation, molecular function: glucuronosyl-N-acetylgalactosaminyl-proteoglycan 4-beta-N-acetylgalactosaminyltransferase activity. Gene Ontology annotation, cellular component: Golgi cisterna membrane.
CUUGUUUGUGACAGGUUCCCACACAAUCCCCGCAGGCUGUGAAAGGCACUAUGUAAAUGUAAUCCUCUCAGUCCUGAGGGCGGUAUCUGUAAGAGGUGGGCCCUACUAAAGGAGUUUGAUGAGGGGCGGGCUGGCCGUCAUUAAAGGCACUGCGGGCGGGAGGAUCCCGAGUAAUGGAGCGGCCGAAGGCUAAAAGGCCAGGCCGGGGCUGCUACACUAACACUCCCGUUGACUGAGGCGGCUGGCAGGCACUCUGCAGGGAAGACGGCAGGGGAAAGGCCCGGGAUGGCGCCCCGGAGCAGGCACUCCUGGCUCGGCCUCUUCCUGGGCCUGGUGCUCGGUUUCGCUCUCGCCUCCCGGCUCUUGCCGCCCGGAGCCGGCCCCCUGAGCAGGCUGCAGCAGCGGCGGCGGGGUGGAGGACGCGGACUGGUUUGCGGCGGCCACCCGGGGCAGGGAGGCGGACAGGUCCCGCCAGAAAAAGCCGAGGCCUCGGACUCGCGCUUGGUCUACGUGGGGGUCAUGAGCGCCAAGAAGUACCUGAGAAGCCGAGCGAUUGCUGCCCAGCGGACCUGGGCCCAGCAUAUCCCAGGCCGGGUAGAGUUCUUCUCCAGUGAGGGCUCGGACCUGAGUUUGCCGCUGCCCCUGGUCGCCUUGCCCGGGGUUGAUGACUCGUACCCGCCGCAGAAGAAGUCCUUUCUGAUGCUCAAAUACAUGGCGGAGCGGCACCUCCAGGCCUUCGAGUGGUUCGUCCGCGCCGACGACGACACCUACAUCCGCGGCGAGCGGCUCGAAAACUUCCUCCGGGGCCUCAACAGCAGCCAGCCGCUAUAUCUGGGCCAGACCGGCUUGGGCACCCCGCAGGAGCUGGGCAAGCUGGCACUCGAGCCCGGUGAGAACUUCUGCAUGGGCGGCCCGGGGGUCAUCCUGAGCCGGGAACUGCUCCGCCGUGUGCUGCCCCAUAUCGGCCAGUGUCUCCGGGAGAUGUACACCACCCACGAGGACCUGGAGGUGGGCCGCUGCGUGCGCCGUUUCACCGGCGUUCAGUGCGCCUGGUCGUACGAGAUGCAGCAGUUGUUUUAUGAAAAUUAUGAACAAAAUAAAAAAGGCUAUAUCCAAGAUCUACAUAACAGCAAAAUCCAGCGGGCAAUCACUCUACACCCCAACAAGAGUCCUGAAUAUCAGUACCGGCUACAUAGCUACAUGUUGAGCCGCAAGAUUAUGGAGCUUCGUUAUCGCACGAUCCAGCUUCAUCGGGAGAUUGUGCUGAUGGGCCGAUAUAGCAACUCCAAACUUCACAAAGAUGACCUUCAGUUGGGAAUCCCCCCUUCAUUCAUGCGGUUCCAGCCUCAACACAGGGAAGAGGUAUUGGAGUGGGAGUUCCUGACGGGGAAAUAUCUUUAUUCAGCUUUUGAUGGGCAGCCCCCAAGGAGAGGGAUGGAUUCAGCUCAGAAAGAAGCUUUAGAUGACAUUAUCAUGCAGGUGAUGGAGAUGAUCAAUGCAAAUGCCAAGAGCAGAGGUCGAAUCAUUGACUUCAAAGAAAUUCAGUAUGGUUAUCGAAGGGUUAACCCUAUGUAUGGAGCAGAAUAUGUACUUGACCUACUACUUCUCUAUAAAAAACACAAGGGCAAAAAGAUGACUGUCCCCGUGAGGAGACAUGCUUACUUGCAGCAAACUUUCAGCAAAAUCCAGUUUGCCGAACGUGAAGAAAUUGAUGCAAGAGAUCUGGCCAAUACAAUUAACAGUAACUCACGAUCUCUCUCCUUCUUCUCAAACCCCCUCAAAAUAUUUGCCCCUUUCCAACUGGGAACCACUAAAGUUGGGACCAAGGAACCCAAAGACAAGAAAGUCAACAUUUUGGUCCCGCUGUCUGGGCGGUUUGAAAUGUUCGCCAGAUUCAUGGAAAACUUCGAAAGAACUUGUCUGGUUUCAAAUCAAAAUGUCAAACUAGUUAUUUUGUUAUUCAAUUCUGAUUCAAAUCCAGAUAAAACUAAACAAGUAGAACUGUUGAGAGAUUAUCAGGUAAAAUACCCCAAAGCAGAGGUCCAGCUUUUCCCUGUGGCCAGUGAGUUUUCCAGGGCUCUUGCUCUGCAGCUUGGAGCUGCUCAAUUUAGCAAUGAUUCCCUACUCUUGUUUUGUGAUGUUGACUUGAUUUUUACAGUAGAUUUUCUGCAGCGUUGCAGGGAUAAUGCUUUGCCGGGGAAAGGGGCAUACUUUCCAAUUAUCUUUACCCAAUAUGACCCAAAGAUUGUACAUGCAGGGAAAGUUCCCAAUGACAAUUAUGCCUUCACAAUACAGAGCGGAUUCUGGAGAAACUAUGGAUUUGGGAUCACUUGUGUUUACAAAAGUGAUCUUUUGCUGGCUGGUGGCUUUGACGUCUCAAUCCAGGGCUGGGGUAUGGAAGAUGUGGAUCUCUUCAACAAAUUCAUUGAAGUUGGUUUAAAGCCAUUUAGGAGUCAAGAAAUUGGAAUUGUUCAUGUCUACCACCCAAUUUAUUGUGACCCAAAUCUGAAAGCAAAACAAUACAAGAUGUGCAUGGCUUCCAAAGCCUCAACUUAUGGCUCCACACAGCAACUGGCAGAGCUCUGGCUGGAAAAACACAGACUCAAUCUCAGCAAUAGCAAUCAUGACGAUAUAAAGAGGACUUCCUAACAUCCAGCUUGGCUGGAGAACUUUUUUCUAAUUUAUUUUUUAAUGUUUUUAUUGUUUUGAUUUAAGCAAUAUGAGUUAUUGUAAAUAAAGAAUAGAGGCGAAAGGACAUUUCACUUUGAAUUAAAAAAACUGUGAAUGUUUGCACCAGCAAUUCUGGCUGUUUACUGCUCCAGGUGCAGGCCUGGAAUGAAGCAAACUGGUAAUUGCACACAACUCACUGGCAGUUCCCUUGGUAGAAGAGCAGGAGACCAGCCAUGGUCACCAACUUCCGAGAAUAGUCUGCCCAGAUCCUUGAGACGUUAAGUCUAACUUUUUUUAUAAUGUGAAUAAUUUUGGGUUGCUGUUUAAAGUUAUGAAGCAACUGUGCCCAUUUAUAGCAGCUGAACCAUUACACACUGACAAUGUUGUGACUCCAUAACUUUAUUGUGUUUGUUUAUGAAUUUAUGUGUCACGACAUUGCUCAUUUCAAUUAUUGACUUCAUUCCUUUUUCCUCGAUGAACUGAGUUUAGUCUGUAUCCCAAUACCAGCAGCUAAGUGCUGACUUCAGUGAGUGUUAAGUAUGUUUGGAAGUGUUUGUGGCAUUUUGUUUGUAGAGGUCAUAUUUUCCAUAGAUUUAAUUUCCUCAGUGGUGUGUGAUUCAACAUGUUGAAUCGACUACGCAAGAUUGCCAGGGUGUCUCAGACCCUCUGUAUUUGUAGCAUUUUCUACACGUCUACAUCGGUUGAGGAAUACCUUUUGAAAUUUGUCUUCCAUCUUCCUCCACGUGCCCUACAUUCAAAAUAAACUAUUUUCCUGCAGUCAAAUAAUAUGAUAUCGUUCAAGCCAUGACUCUGGUAUAAAAGGUUCCUUUUAUAGACUUGAUGUAAUGUGUUCAUAUUUUUGUAAUUCAGAUUGGACCAGACAGAAUGAAACACAGCACUUCUGUCUUUGUAAGUGAACAUUCCUUCAGACUGAAAUUCUCCAGUUCUGGAUGAACUCCAGCGUGAGAAGGGAGUUUCACCGCCUGUCCAGAUACUACAGGAUUGUUUUCUGCUUUGGGCCUGACUAAAGUAUUGGUUUGUGCACUGUGUGGGGAGAACAUAUUAUCAUCCAGAGACAACAAGGUGCAGAGCUGGAUGAACACAGCAGGCCGAGCAGCAU